GACAGGUGACUUGGAGGCUGGGACGCCAGAGGGCUGCUCCACCUGAGUCACUGUGCCGUUGUCACCAUCCCUGUUGAAGUUUGCUCAGCAACCCCGACCUCUGUGAAAACAGUGGCAGCUCCCAUCCUUCCAAGCUUUCAGGAGAAGCGGAGGGCCUGAUGGUGAGGCGAAUGGGCUGGGGGGGGAGCAGGGGGCAGAUGGGGCGGUGGGGAGAUCUGGGGCCUGGAUCAGUGCCCCUCCUCCCCGCGCCACUGCCUCCUCUUCCUCCUUCUCCACGACGAGGGCACGGGGGAGGGAGGGUCUCCUUCUCUCUGUCCCCUUCCUCUCACACAAGAAGCUCUCUGCCGUCAGUCUCUCCUGUGGCCCCGGGGCCCCUGUGCCCAGUGGUGCAGGCCCCAGGGGCCUCUCAGACUCGCCCCAGUGCCCUCCCCACCCCAGCCACCGCCCCCACACAGGCACUACCCUUGAUGUCACCCAUCUCUGCUCCCCCAUCCUUGGAUUCCUACUCCACCCCACCCCUGGGCUCGGAGACUCCCCUGCCCUCCUGCCGAUGCCCCCAGGAUCCUCCUGGGCUGCGGAUAGGCCCUCUGAUCCCUGAGCAGGAUUAUGAGCAGCUGGAGGACUGUGACCCCGAGGGGUCCCAAGACUCACCUCUCCAUGGGGAGGAGCAGCAGCCCCUCCUUCAUGUGCCUGAAGGGCUCCGAGGCUCCUGGCACCACAUCCAGAACCUGGACAGCUUCUUCACCAAGAUCUACAGCUACCACCAGAGGAACGGCUUUGCCUGCAUCUUCCUGGAGGACGUCUUCCAGCUCGGACAAUUUGUUUUCAUCAUCACCUUCACAACCUUCCUCCUUCGCUGUGUGGAUUACAACAUUCUCUUUGCCAACCAACCAAAUAAUGGGACAAGACGUGGGCUACUCCAUAGUAAAGUGACCUUGUCAGAUGUGAUCCUACCUUCUUCCCAGUGUGCCCAGCGGAUCCGCUCCAGCUCCCUGUUGGUCUUCCUUCUGAUCCUAGCUGCGGCCUUCUGGCUGUUCCAGCUGCUUCGCUCAGUCUGCAACCUCUUCAGCUACUGGGACAUCCAGGUGUUUUACAGGGAGGCCCUACACAUCCCCCCGGAGGAGCUCGGUUCCGUGCCCUGGGCGGAGGUGCAGUCCCGCCUGCUGGCGCUGCAGAGGAGCGGGGGUCUGUGCGUGCAGCCGCGGCCGCUGACCGAGCUGGACGUCCACCACCGCAUCCUGCGCUACACCAACUACCAGGUGGCGCUGGCCAACAAGGGCCUGUUGCCCGCCUGCUGCGCGCUGCCCUGGGGAGGCAGUGUGGCCUUCCUCAGCCGCGGCCUGGCGUUCAACGUCGACCUGCUCCUCUUCCGCGGGCCCUUCUCUCUCUUCCGCGGCGGCUGGGAGCUGCCCGACGCCUACAAGCGCAGCGACCAGCGGGGCGCCCUGGCCGCGCACUGGCGGCGCACGGUGCUGCUGCUGGCCGGCGUGAACCUGGCGCUGAGCCCGCUGGUGCUGGCCUGGCAGGUGUUGCACGCCUUCUACAGCCACGUGGAGCUGCUGCGCCGCGAGCCCGGCGCGCUGGGGGUGCGCCGCUGGUCCCGCCUGGCCCGCCUGCAGCUGCGCCACUUCAACGAGCUGCCGCACGAGCUGCGCGCGCGCCUGGCCCGCGCCUACCGUCCAGCCGCCGCCUUCCUGCGCGCCGCCGCGCCCCCAGCGCCCCUGCUCGCGCUGCUGGCCCGCCAGCUUGUCUUCUUUUCCGGCGCCCUCUUCGCCGCGCUGCUCAUGCUCACUGUCUACGACGAGGAUGUGCUCGCAGUGGAGCACGUGCUCACUGCCAUGACUGUGCUCGGGGUCACGGCCACCGUGGCCAGGUCCUUCAUUCCUGAUGAGCAGGGCCGCGGUCGUUGCCCGAAGCUCCUGCUGCAGGCGGCGUUGGCCCACAUGCACUACCUCCCCGAGGAGCCCGGCGCUGCCGGCCGGGACGGCGCUUACCCGCAGAUGGCGCGGCUGUUGCAAUACCGAGCGGUCUCCCUCCUGGAGGAGCUCCUGUCCCCUCUCCUCACCCCGUUGUUUCUGCUCUUCUGGUUUUGCCCUCGUGCCCUGGAGAUUAUUGACUUUUUUCAUCACUUCACGGUGGAUGUGGCUGGAGUUGGGGACAUCUGUUCCUUUGCCCUUAUGGAUGUGCGGCGUCAUGGCCACCCUCAGUGGCUCUCCGAGGGACAGACAGAAGCCUCACAGUCGCAGCGAGCGGAGGAUGGGAAGACCGAGCUCUCCUUGAUGAGGUUCUCCCUGGCCCACCCACAAUGGCAGCCCCCGGGGCACAGCUCCAAGUUCCUGGGGCAUCUCCGGGGCCGGGUACAGCAAGAUGCAGCCACCUGGGGUGCCACCUCUGUUCACAGCCCUCCCACCCCUGGGGUGCUCAGCGACUCUUCCUCACCUCUGCCUGAGGCCUUCCUGGCCAACCUCUUGGUGCACCCCCUCCUGCCUCCACGGGACCUGAGUCCCACAGCCCCCUGCCCAGUUGCAGCCACAGCCAGCUUCUUGGCCUCCAUUUCCCGCAUUACUCAGGACCCAGGUUGUGUGUCUCCAGGAGGAACUGGGGGCCAGAAGCUGGCCCAGCUCCCAGAGCUUGCUUCUGCUGAGAUGAGUCUCCAUGCCAUCUACCUGCACCAGCUCCAUCAACAGCAGCAACAGGAGCUGUGGGGUGAGGCUUCAGCCUCCUCUCUGUCCAGGCCCUGGGCCAGCCCCUCACAGACACUCUCGCCUGAUGAGGAGAAGCCAUCCUGGUCGAGUGAUGGAUCCAGUCCUGCCACCAGCCCCAGACAGCAGUGGAGAACCCAGAGGACCCAGAAUCUGUUCCCUGGGAGGUUUCAGGAGACUACAGACACCCAGAAGGAGCCUGGCCAGGCUUCUAGCACUGACUGAGAAGGCUCCUCAGGGUUCCCCAGGUACCCCAGCCACAAGAGAUCAGGAGGUGGAGUGGGAGGACACGCCGAGCCCUCUUUAGAGAACCUUCACAGGCUACAGGCCCAAGGAUGCUUUAGUUGAGCAGGACAUGGGAGGUUAGCGAUGACCUGGCCCAGAGAGCAGAGAAUGGUUUGGAGAGGAGAUGCCGAAGGCAUCUGGAAACAAGUCUUAGAGAUGAUCAUCCUCAUGUGGAGGGGCUAAGAGGCCACUCUCCAACUAACUGUCUUGGAGUGGUUGCCUGGGAAGAAGUCCCCAAGUAUCCUCAAGGUGGAGGGUGGGGCCGAGGCAGAGAGGCAGAGAUCUAGCUAAAUGUAAGGGAAACCGUGAGGGCUGGGACCUGCCAGGCAGUGGACUCUCCAAGCUUGCCUGGCUCUCAGGUUCCCAUGGGACUUGUGGAAGUUGGGAAUAGAGACUGUGAGUGGAAAGACUCUAGAGAGGGCUGAUGUUUUUGGAGUUCAGCAUAGAAGUGACGUCUGAGGAAGCGGGUGUGGCUCCUCAUCCUGUCGGAAAUAAGCAGUAAAGGUUGCUCACGGCUGUGUUGCACAUGUUUGUGACCUUAAUCUCUGGCAUCCCCACUCCUGGCCACUGAGGGCUCUACCUGCUUCUCAGUCAAGAGCAAGAGAACAACCCGGGAGAACUGCCUGUGACUGGCUGGAAACCACGUUUCUAGAGUGCUGGGUCAGAGCAGAAUAUGCGGGACAGGGCUCCUUGACAAAGAAUCACCACCUCCUCCAUCUGCACAAGUUAAGAGAUAAAGCUUGCCAUUCUGUAAUUUUAAUAGACGGGCCUGGAUUAGGAUCUUAGUAGCUCUCAUAGCAUCUGGUCCAGUCUUGUAUGGUUGCAUCUUCAGUAAUAAAUAUUUGAAUGACUUAGA
Molecule: messenger RNA, 3843 nt
Organism: Manis pentadactyla (Chinese pangolin)
Lineage: Eukaryota; Metazoa; Chordata; Mammalia; Pholidota; Manidae
Gene: ATG9B
Product: autophagy related 9B
Exons: 14
Coding region: 159-2927 (922 amino acids)
Biological process (GO): protein localization to phagophore assembly site; autophagy of mitochondrion
Cellular component (GO): phagophore assembly site; autophagosome
Source: RefSeq, a predicted model, not a curated record